AUGAAGGCAGCGCCGCCGUCCUCCGCCUCCGUGUUCCGAUCACCAUACUUCUUCACCAUGACGGCCCUCUUUCUGUUCAUGACAAUCCUCUACAACGAGGACUACCACGCUUACCUGAGAUCAUCAUGGACAACAAAGAAUAAAGGAGAAAAGUUGCCUUUCGCGGUGGGGGAGGCCGAUAAUAGUUGCGACGUCUUCAGUGGGCGGUGGGUGUGGGACGACGACCGCCCGCUCUACAAUGAGGCCGAAUGCUCUUACCUUUAUUCGCCCUUGUGUGACAAAUUCGGAAACCCCGACACGGAUUACCAGCAUUGGCGAUGGCAGCCUAAAGCCUGCUCUCUUCCAAGUUUCAAUGUAUCAGUAGUGCUAGAAACUCUUCGAGGAAAGAGAAUGAUGUACGUGGGCGACUCUCUAAAUGUGGGCCAGUUUUAUUCGAUGGUCUGCCUUGUACAAAAGUUCAUACCCUCGUCUGCCAAAUCCUUUUCCACUAGAUUUAAUCGUUCACUCAGAAUUUUCAGAGCCAAGGAUUACAAUGCCACUAUAGAAUUCUAUUGGGCGCCGUAUCUCCUGGAGUCGAACGCCGACGAUCCACUGGUACACCAUAUAGAAAAAAGCGACAGAAUUGUCCGGAAGGACUCCAUCAACACGCACGGUGAUAACUGGAAAGGAGCCGAUAUACUGGUGUUCAACACCUAUUACUGGUGGAUGACGGGUCUCAACAUCAAGAUAUUACAAGGAACCUUCUACGACCAAAACAGAGAGAUAGAGGAGGUGGCGAUCGAGGAGGCUUAUCGGAUGGCGAUGAAGAACUUGGCGUGGUGGAUUAACGAAAACAUGGAUCCCAACGCGACGAGAGUCUUCUUCACUACCCUGUCACCCGUGCACGAAAAUGCUACUCAAUGGGGAGGUGAUGCGAAGGGCAAUUGCUACAACGAGACGGUGAGGAUAGACGACGAGAAGGGUAAAUACUCGGGAUUAGACAACGAUAAGAAUGUGAUGAAGGUGAUAGGGGAAGAGUUCGCAAAGUCGAGAUAUCCGAUAACGUUGCUCAACAUCACACAGUUGUCGAGCUACAGAAAGGAUGCACACGUGUCGGUUUAUAAUAAGAGGAAAUGGAGCCCUCUGACGCCCGAGGAGAUCGCGGACCCGGCGACCUAUGCCGAUUGCGUUCACUGGUGUUUGCCUGGGCUUCCGGAUACUUGGAAUGAACUUCUUUUUGCUAAGCUUUUAUAUCCUUGA
Messenger RNA from Salvia splendens (bonfire salvia), 1239 nucleotides. Its product is annotated as protein trichome birefringence-like 33. The record is from RefSeq and is a predicted model, not a curated record. The transcript has 6 exons. Gene Ontology annotation, molecular function: O-acetyltransferase activity. Gene Ontology annotation, cellular component: Golgi apparatus. The coding region runs from base 1 to 1239 and encodes 412 amino acids. Lineage: Eukaryota; Viridiplantae; Streptophyta; Magnoliopsida; Lamiales; Lamiaceae.